UGCACAGGUUUUACACAGGUCACGGUUAUACUUCAGUACCAUUUUUACUAGUUAAUUAUAUAUAACGCAUACCAUGUGUAUGGUAUUAGUGAAUAUAGACUAAAAAUAGAGAAAAUUGCUCUUAACGAAGAUGUGUAAUACUUAAAUAUAACUUUUUUUUUCUCGUUUAAAGAAAGUAGCUCUACAGUACCAACUAAAUCUACAUGUAGAUCUCUACUGAUUUGAAGUGUGUAUGGUAUAUUAAACAGUCUACUUAAAAUGGAGUAUAAUACAUGUACACGGAUUACAAACAACCUCAUACCGGAUGGAGGUACUAUUGUGUUCGAUUGGGACAACACCCUAAAGUUAUAUGAUCAUACAAAUAGACAAAUAUUUUCUAGGGUAGGAAAGGCGAGCUUGCAACGAUGGAAGACUGAGAAAAAUUGCGAUAUGUAUAUAAUAAGCGCAAUUUAUCCUUCAAAAAUCAAUCUCGAUACUCUUCUUUUUGAAGUAAAUAAACUAGAUUUGUUGGAAUUCUUCACAAAGGAGGAAGAUAAAGUUGAAGUAAAGGCGGGAAAGUUUGCCAGAAAAGGCAACAUUAUAAUAUGCGGUUAUGAUAAAGCAGAAAUGUUCAUAGAAGUGACCCAACACAACUUGAGAAGCAAUUAUCCCAGCGGACAAAACUAUCAACCAGUAAACGAUCUAGACGUUGUCGAUUCUGUAGAUUACCCGGAUGGUGAUACGGUCGAUGCUGGAGUCUGCAGAGCAUCGGCGGGCACGUCUAGUGACUGUUGUGUAGGUGGAUCUUCGGUGAGGAGUGUUCAAAAUAAGGUGGUCUUCUUUGAUGACGAGGAAAUCAACAUUAUCAACUUCAGUGCGUUAGUUCCAGAUAGUAAAUGUUUCCUAGUGAAAUGAUAUAUCAAUAUAGAAUUUGUGUUGCUAUAUUUUAAUUACAAUUUUAUGUACACACUAAAUUUUGUGAUAAGUAACGAGGAGUUCGAGGUAAAAUACAGCCUAAACUGUUCAGAUCACACUAAGAACAACUUGAUUUUGAUAUUUUAUUCACGGGUGAAAAUCAUAUAGAUCUAUCUAUCUCUCUCUCUCUCUCU
Messenger RNA from Mercenaria mercenaria, 1088 nucleotides. RefSeq lists its product as uncharacterized. The coding region runs from base 259 to 894 and encodes 211 amino acids. Lineage: Eukaryota; Metazoa; Mollusca; Bivalvia; Venerida; Veneridae. The record is from RefSeq and is a predicted model, not a curated record. The transcript has a single exon.